AUGUCCAAACGGCAGCAAAUCCAGAGAUUAUCGAACCGGGCGUUUGGCGUGCCCAUGCCAAACCGCAAUCUUCCGGCUACCAAACACCACCACAUCACACUGAAAUACAGCAUGAUGCAGGUGCUGACCAUACUUGCUGUUGCCGCCCUCGCUAGCAUCAGAGCUGCGUCGAUCGAUCAUGACAAGGUUCAGCCAUUCGCACAGCCCCAACCGAUCACCGACGUCGAGAAGGCUGCCGUCAAGUUCAAGCCUUCACUUGCAGUGAUGUCUGGAUGUCACCCGUACCCUGCCGUGAAUGCUGCUGGCGAAACUAGUGCCGGCUUGAAAGGAACAGGGGAGCCUGACGGUGGCUGUGAAGGUUCCGAGUUGGGGUCGCAGGUGUAUAGCCGAUCAACGUGGUACGAGGGCAGGUGGGCCAUCAUGUACGCAUGGUAUUUCCCUAAAGACAUACAGAAUGGUGGCCUCGCCAAGAAGGGUAUUCGGCACGAUUGGGUGAAUGUAGUUGUGUGGCUUAACAAUCCAGCUGUAGCUGCACCGACGAUACUAGCAACCUCGGCGUCGACGUAUGGCACUCGGUACGUGAUCAGUAAGCCACCCAAGAGCUCAGACAUCAUCGAUGGCAUCACGGCUAAGCUGCGGUACGAUGAGGAAGGUGGGGAAGAAUGGCACACCAUAUUUCAAUUCUAUGGGGAAGGAGAGUUCCAGGAUCUGAUCCAGUGGGACCAACUGACCGACGCGGCUCGCGAGGCCUUGCAAAACACUGACUUUGGCGAUUAUGUAAACGUGCCUUUCAAUGACGCGUACUUUGAAACCAACCUCAAGGCUGCAUCGACGAGUCACGUGUACAGAAGCCGUCGAUAUGGCUUUACAUCAAGCCACUCGAUUUGGGAAUAUUGA
Phytophthora infestans T30-4 is the source of this 897-nucleotide messenger RNA. Its product is annotated as NPP1-like protein. Lineage: Eukaryota; Oomycota; Peronosporomycetes; Peronosporales; Peronosporaceae. The transcript has a single exon. The coding region runs from base 1 to 897 and encodes 298 amino acids. The record is from RefSeq and is a predicted model, not a curated record.